CAGCCAGUUCAUGCACAAACGAUCAUAAGCUCUAUCUCUCUCCUCUCUCACUAAAUAUAUCUAUUAACUCUAUUCUUCUUGUUCUUCUUCACGAGGUUAAGUAUGGAUGAAUUUGGAGCUAAGUACGAGUGUUUGUUCUUUGAUAUGGACGAUACUCUAUACCCUUUGAGAAUCGGAAUCAACCUAGCAUGUCGAAAUAACAUCCAAGAGUUCAUGCUUAACCAACUGGGAAUCGAAGAGAGUGAAGUUCCAAAGAUGUGUCUUGAUCUUUACAAAGAAUAUGGAACCACUAUGGCUGGUCUCAAGCUCAUGGGUUAUGAGUUCGACAACGAUGAGUUCCAUGAGUAUGUGCAUGGAAGACUUCCGUAUGAGAAACUAAAACCUGAUCCCAUCCUCCGUAACCUUCUUCUCUCUAUGCCUCACCGUAAGAUCAUCUUUACUAAUGCAGACAAAGCUCACGCGACACGAACUCUUAACCGUUUGGGUCUAGAGGACUGCUUCGAAGGAAUCAUUUGCUUUGAAACACUAAACCCUUCUUCUAACACUAACACUCAAAUCCUCUGUAAACCCUCUGUUCAAGCCUUUGAAGCAGCCAUACGCAUAGUAGGCAUCGUUGAUCCACGCAAAACGAUGUUCUUCGAUGACAGUGUUCGUAACAUCGCUAGUGCUAAAGCAGCAGGGCUCAAAACAGUGUUCGUGGGUGACUCGGUGCUAGUUCCAGAUGCAGACCAUGCACUAAGAAGCAUUCACAACAUUAAGGAAGCUAUACCUGAUCUAUGGGAAGACAACAAAGAUGAUAAGCUCGAGGUGAUUGUUCAGCAAGUGGCGGUUGAAACCAUGGUUCAAGCUUAAAAGACAGACACUUUAAAUAAGAAUCUUACAUGUGAUUAAGAGGAACCUUUCAUUGUACUUUCAAACUCAUAUGUAAUCAUAAAUAAAUAAAAACAUAAGACCAUCAUAACUUGAAA
Raphanus sativus (radish) is the source of this 968-nucleotide messenger RNA. RefSeq lists its product as uncharacterized. The coding region runs from base 103 to 852 and encodes 249 amino acids. The transcript is spliced from 6 exons. NCBI's taxonomy places the organism in Eukaryota, Viridiplantae, Streptophyta, Magnoliopsida, Brassicales, Brassicaceae. The record is from RefSeq and is a predicted model, not a curated record.